Messenger RNA from Rotaria socialis, 1392 nucleotides. NCBI's taxonomy places the organism in Eukaryota, Metazoa, Rotifera, Eurotatoria, Philodinida, Philodinidae. The record is from the annotation of a GenBank genome assembly.
AUGGCAUCAGUUCGUUCCAUUAGUGCAUCAAAACCACCUGAACGUUUAUUAAAACAACGCCUAACAUCUACAUCAACUCCAACAUCAACACUUUCCCCAAGAAAAUUAACACUGAAUAGAAAAACUGCACCAACAGCACCGACACGACAAAAAUCUUCUCGAAUGACAUCAAGAAAAGGCCCUAUUGGACCAGUAACAUCAUCUACUAAAGUUAACUCGACUAUUAUUGAGAAAAAAAAGGACACUAUUGAAUUGGUAACAGACCAAAUUGAUACGAUGCAAAUCGAUGAUAUACCUGCAAUAAGACCUAGUUCAAGAGCAUCGUAUGCCGGAACGACUUCAGCUUCAAUAAUUGAUACAGAAUCGAUUAGAUCAAUUGAAGAAAAGCCACAUGAUAUAAAUGAAGCAUCCUCUUCACCAUUAAUAAAUUUAAAUAAUAGUCAAUUCACAUUAGAAUCCUUCGAUACUAUACGCACAAUUGGUACUGGCACAUUUGGUCGAGUACAAAUUGUUUAUCAUCGUGAUAGUAACACGUAUUAUGCACUUAAAACAAUGUCUAUAAAACGUAUUAUUGAAUCAAAACAAACUGAACAUGUACGAAAUGAAAAAGAUAUACUAUCAAAAAUUAAUCAUCCAUUUCUCGUACGGUUAUAUUGGACGACACAUACAAGUAGUUUAGUUUUUCUUUUGCUUGAAUAUUUACCCGGUGGUGAACUUUUUCAAAUGAUGCGUAAACGAGAAAAAUUUGAUUCUAAAUUAGCUGUAUUCUAUGCAAGUGAAGUUCUACUUGGACUUGAUUAUUUACAUCAUUUAGAUAUACUUUAUCGAGAUUUAAAACCGGAAAAUAUUUUAUUGGACAGUGAAGGACACAUACGUCUCGUCGAUUUUGGUUUCGCUAAAGAAACCAAAGAACGUACAUUUACCUUGUGUGGUACUGUUGAUUACCUUGCCCCAGAAGUAAUUCAAAAUCGUGGCCAUCACAAAGCAUCUGAUUGGUGGGCUUUUGGCGUUCUGAUAUUUGAAAUGAUAGCUGGCUAUCCGCCAUUUUAUGAUGCUGAUCAAUUUGUCGCUUAUCAAAAAAUUAUUUCUGGUAAAGUCGAAUUUCCACGCCAUUUUGAUUAUGCUGUCAAACAAUUACUUCGUAAAUUACUCAAUACAGAUCAAGGUCAGCGGCUAGGCUCAGCAAAAGAGGGUGGUGACGAAAUAAAACGUGAACAAUGGUUUGUUGGCGUAUCGUGGACCGAUUCAUAUCAGUUGAAAGUGAAACCACCUUUAAAGCCAACUGUUAAAUCAGCAGGUGACACAGAAAAUUUCGAUGCAUACGACGAAUUCGAUAUAAAACUAACACCACAGGCAGCAAAACAUGAAGUGCAACUAUUUAAAGACUUCUAA